AUGUCUGGAGGGUUCUUACACGGAUUUGAGGCGCUAUACAAGGCACUCGAAUUUAAUGAUGAGGCGAGUCCCGAGCAAUUGGAUAGUGGAAUAGAAAUGGCGGCAGCAGCUUAUGUGCUACAAUUACGGCGCUAUAGCACCCGCAUUUCUGAUGAGUCCAUACCGAGGACUUUCAUGCUAAGCCUGAAAACACUGAAGGAUAUUCGGUUCCCAAACUUGUAUAACUUAAUCAAGGAACUUUCAUUCCUGCUCAAGGGUUCACCAGAACUCGUGCUCGACCUCAAUUACUUCCUUCCAUCCGGAUUCGAUGUCUACUGCGAUAUCGGUAGUCCGAAUGUAGAAUUUGUGGUAAUUCGGGAUUCGAAAUUCAGCGCACGCAUCGAGGGAGUCUCCAGCGAAUUACCUGAAUCGGUCCCAUGCGAUUUUGUGGCUCUUCGUGCUACAUUGAAUGACAGCACAAAAACCAAGAAGCUUGUAUCCGAAUCGAAAGGUUCUUUGGCGAGUGCAGUAUUGCAGCUGCUUCAAUUUGAAAUCGACAACCAAAGCGAUCGUACAUCAUUGUCGAGCCAAAUAACUUUCAAAACUCUCCAAGAUCUUUCAUACAAGUCCGGAAAACUACCUCCAUCGCUAUACAUACGUAGUGUUGUUCGAAUGGGAGAGUUUCCCAUAGGGGGAGGUGGGUUUUCCGACAUCUGGAAAGGACAAAGCCUUUCGGGAGACAUUGUUUGCCUAAAAAUUCUGCGAAUGAACAUAACACCUGAUAUCGAGAAAUUCCUCAAGCGAUGCUAUAAAGAAGUCCUCGUAUGGCGCAUGCUACGAAACCCACGAGUGCUUGAGUUCUACGGCGUUUAUAUCGUAAAAUCGCAGAACGAUGUACGUUUCGGUCUCGUUUCGCCUUGGUUGGAGAACGGCAGUGUUAUGGAGUAUAUCAAGGCGCACCCUGAUUUCGACCGAAUGAAAGCGAUUAGGGAGGUAGUUGACGGCCUAUACUACCUUCAUCAUUCCGAGAGUGUCGUGCACGGCGAUAUUAAAGGUGACAACAUUUUUGUCAGACCUGACUUGACGUGCUGUUUGGGUGAUUUCGGGUUGGCAACAUCUGCAUGGUCGCCGGCAUUGCCAAUGAAAUCCUCGAGUAGCGCGGGAUUAGGAUCGACGCGUUGGAUGGCUCCAGAACUUCUCAAUCCAAAACCUUUUGAGAAUGACCAAGGCUCUCCACUCGCCAGUGAUAUAUAUGCUCUGGGAUGCACAGCUUUGGAGAUCUUAACCGGAAAAGUCCCCUGGUCAGAAAUCCAAUUGGAUACUCAAGUUCUCAUCGAGGUCAUCCAAGGCCACAAACCCAGCCUUCCUGCAGAUAUUUCCUAUGACGUGGGAUGGGUCUUGGAACAAACAUGGGAGUUUUGGCCCAAGAAGCGACGAGGCAUCCAGUGGUUGAAACCAAGCCUCGAACCGUCAUUUAGGGCACCGGCACGGCCCACAGCUCUGCAACGGAAUAAAUCAAACCCUUUCCAAUGGAAACUCGGUACGACAUCCGUCACCGCCAAGAAUUCCGCAAGGACACUGUGGAGAAGUGCAUCGAAAAGAUAGGUAAUACCGUCUACAUAAAGUUAGUGCUGGCGUGACGAACAUGUGGGUGAUUCACCAAAUCUAGAUGUCAUUGCAAUGAGAAUGUUUCUUUAAAUCACAUAGCAAUCAAAGAACCUGUGUCGCGGGACAGGCCAAGUCGACAUUCACCUUGUCAAUGGGACACCUAUGAUAGCUUGAUGAUUGGAUAGCUUUCUUCGUGAUGCCGUCUUCUAGCGAAGCGGCUAUCUGUAGAGUCGACCACGUGUUAUUCGCCACCCGACAGUUCGACGAUGCUAACGGAAGGUGGGUAAGCCAGCUGCAAAUUGUUUUCCCUCCUUGGCGCAUCAUAGCAGACGCAACAGCUGCUUUCUGUUUUUAACGGAGCAAAUUUACCCUGGC
Desarmillaria tabescens is the source of this 1962-nucleotide messenger RNA. Its product is annotated as kinase-like domain-containing protein. Gene Ontology annotation, biological process: protein phosphorylation. NCBI's taxonomy places the organism in Eukaryota, Fungi, Basidiomycota, Agaricomycetes, Agaricales, Physalacriaceae. Gene Ontology annotation, molecular function: ATP binding; protein kinase activity. The transcript has 8 exons. The record is from RefSeq and is a predicted model, not a curated record. The coding region runs from base 1 to 1584 and encodes 527 amino acids.